CCCUGCCCCCCCCUUCCCCCCCCCGUCCCGGUGCGGCGCGGUCCAGCGGAGCGGCCGGGAGGCGCCCGUCACCUUCAGCGUGGCCGUCCCGGGCGGGAGGCUCCGCCAUGGUGCUCAUCAAGGAAUACCGUGUUAUCCUGCCUGUGUCUGUGGAGGAGUAUCAAGUGGGACAGCUGUAUUCUGUGGCAGAAGCCAGUAAAAAUGAAACUGGUGGAGGUGAAGGAGUAGAGGUCCUGGUGAAUGAACCCUACGAGAGAGAUGGAGAGCGUGGGCAGUACACACACAAGAUCUACCACUUACAGAGCAAAGUGCCAACAUUUGUGAGAAUGCUGGCCCCUGAAGGAGCUCUGAAUAUACAUGAAAAAGCUUGGAAUGCCUAUCCCUACUGCAGAACUGGUGAGUGUAAUGAAUAUAUGAAGGAUGACUUCCUGAUCAAAAUUGAAACCUGGCAUAAAUCAGAUCUUGGAACGCAAGAAAAUGUUCAUACACUGGAGCCAGAUGUAUGGAAGAAUGUAGAAGCUAUUUACAUAGAUAUUGCUGAUCGAUCUCAAGUACUUCCCAAGGAUUACAAGGCAGAGGAAGAUCCAGCAAAAUUUAAAUCUGUCAAGACUGGACGUGGACCUCUGGGUCCCAACUGGAAGAAAGAGCUGGGGAAGCAGACAGACUGUCCAUACAUGUGUGCUUACAAAUUGGUAACAGUCAAGUUCAAGUGGUGGGGUCUACAAAAUAAGAUUGAGAACUUUAUUCAGAAGCAAGAAAAGCGUCUCUUCACAAACUUCCAUCGGCAGCUCUUUUGCUGGCUUGAUAAGUGGGUUGAUCUGACUAUGGAGGACAUCCGUAGGAUGGAGGACGAGACCAAGAGACAGCUGGAUGAGAUGAGAGAAAAAGAUCCAGUGAAAGGAAUGACAGCUGCAGAUGACUAACGUGACUUCUUCCUUGUGCACUUUUGCAAGACAGUCAUCAGGAAGGCCUGGGGAAUCCACACUCUUUGACUGACGGACCAUCUCUGGAUCAAGCCUUUCUAUAUCCAAUCGGCAGGCGAUUUUAAAUCUCCCAUAGCUAAUUCUAGAUGCCCUUUAAUAUUGUGAGCAAAUAGACCGUCUGGUACCAAGCACUCCAAUGUUAGCACGUAUGUGAAGGAGGCAGCUCCUUGGAGACGUGUGACUUAGAGAUCGCUGUAUUUACGACUCCUCCCUCCUUUUUUUCAUUGUGUUCAGACCAAUUUCCACGUGGCCCUGUUUGAUUUCCAAGUGACAUUUUUAGCUAAAAUAGUCUUGUGAUGUGGUGACUUAGAUUUUUUUUUUUUUCUUUUUUUUUAAUUAUUAUUUUUUCCAACUGGGAUAAACUGCCACCUUUGUUCUGCCCAGCCCUUCACCAUUCUUUGAAUGUCUGUUCGGAGAGGGAAACUGUCAGCAUUUUAGAGUGCAAAACUAUUCCAUAAAAUGAUAGACUCUAACCCUUGCUCCCAGGGUAGCAAAUUUAACGGCAUGUGAUCUGAAUACAUAAUCAGGAGUAGCCAGAUAUAGUUCUUGGUCUGCGAUGAAUAUAUCAUGACAUGUGGCUUCUGCACGGCAUUACUUUGUUCUGUCUUAGCACACAAGAAUUCAAGACUGAUUAGAAGCCUGUGCUCAGCAUCUCCAUGCUAGGGCCUUCAGCAGGUGACUGUUGAACUUCAGUGUAGUGGUACGUGGUCUCUCUGGCCCUGUAGCUACGUUGUCCUUCAGCUUGUGUGUCAGUCUUACGGAAUAAUUACAACAAGUUGCCUGACAUGUGUUGCAACUUCCUGGUUUGUUCUUUACUCAAGACUUCUUGUAACUGAAAAAACUUUAAUUAUUUUGACUAAUAAUAGUGCGAUUCUCCCUGGACAAAUUGAAAUGUAGCAAAAAGCUGAUGUGCAAGAGAAGUUGCGGUAUCUGAAUGCGUUCAGGUGCCUGGGUCAGUGGUUCUGCUCAGCAAUAAUACUCUUCCCAUUGCAAGACAGAUUAAAACAUCUCCCUUCAUGCUGUAGAAAAGCAACUUAGGAGAGACCUGCAGUUGUUUUCCAAGUUAUCUGUCAGUUGUUUUAAACUGCAAAGGAUACUGCUAACUCAUGUGAAGAGCUCUGGGUGUUCAGUGAACUCAAAUACUUACUGUAACUAACUGUAUGUUGAUAUCAGCUUUAGACAAUCAAAUAAGCAGAACAGAAUCAAAGAAAUGCUGCUUUAUUAAAUACGUAUGAGAGAACAUGAAUUUCCUUGCUUAUGUGUAAGGCCCAAUAUUUGGUUUUAUUUAUUCCCAAGGGUAGCUCUAUCUUCCACUUCUGUACUUGGCAGCACUGACAGGGAAUACAGAAUGCCAAACAGACACAGGUGUACUGCCACUCUUGAGAAGUCUGUUUGGCACUCUGCAGUACAUCCAGCUCCUUCAGCCCUUCAUGUCCCUGCAAGCAGGAGCUCCUGCAAUAACCCAGGGCUGUGCUGAGCAGGGAUGUGCCAGGAUCUGGCCUGGUUUUGGUGCGAGGUAAGAUGGUGCACGCUCUGGAGGGAGAGGAUGGCUUCUGGUUUCUGGGGAGGGGGCAGUUUAUCCCUUUAUUUUUAGUUUGUUAUUUUGCCUUACUCAUGUCUAAGUGCAAUAAGCUCUGAAUUGUACCAGUAACUCUGGCAGGCUCUUCUCAGUGACCUCACAUGGCUUUGCGGGGUGGGGAGGGGUGAGGGAUUUUAUCAAUGUCACCAGGCAGAACUAAAAUUUAUUGUAAAAUAGAUGAAGAUACUAAAUUUUAAUCUGUAAGGCUAUUUGGGACCAGGAUGUUUCAUGACAUCUCCUGUAGCUGUUCCAGAAUUAUUCCAGGACUGUAGGCCCCGCUUUAAAGUUUCUUCAGCUUAAAGUAUUUUUAACUGAGAAUUUCUGCACUGACUUUGUUGAUGUUUGUCGCUUACGUGCUGAGGGAUUCUUGCACUUGAGGACAACCUGAGAAUACACAGCACGCUUGUUCUUUAAAUUUGUGUUACCCAAGAGGCUUUCCAUCUGAUGCCACUAAUCGCCGUGGAAGCAGAUUGUAACAUUCCACCCUGCAAUCCUUUUUUGAUCCUCUGAUUUUAUCGUAAGAGCUUUUACACAAAGCUUUCCUGAUUAGUGGCAAAACUGGGAAAAAAUGCAGAAACUCCAACCUGACUCUUCCUGUCACACUCCUCCUCUUUUGCUUUUUUUCCUUCCAAUUUAAUCCCAAGCGCAAGCAUCCCUCAGCCUGAGGACAGACAAACCCUGCAAGGACCUUCCACUCUCAAUGCUUGGUUCCCACGGGCGAGCAGAGCGAAGGUGCCGCGGCACCGUGGUUGCUGCAUCUGUGAUGGAUUUUGGACGGCCCCCCUAACCCGCCGUGUCCCCGAGGUGUUUCACUGGGCUGCUGCUCUGCUUUGGGGCCGUGGUUGUGCUGUGCCCCGAUCCCUGCUGCGUGGGGUCGGGCUGGGGCAGGAACCUCGCUGCAGCCUGGGUCUGGUCGGUGCGCCAGCGGUGCCCGUCGCCCCCCACGCUGCACCCCUCUGGGUUCGUCCCCCCUGGGCCUCCCCCCGAUCGGUUCAUUGUGCUCUUUCCUUUGGCAACACACACUCCGUAGAAAUGGGUUAGAUGAUCUCGUUGUUUCUUUCAAUGUGAGUUUGUGCCUUUUUUGUCUCCUAAUCUUCCAAUACAGGCAUAUUGGAAACGAAAUCUAAUAAAAAUACUAGACAGAG
Messenger RNA from Tympanuchus pallidicinctus (lesser prairie-chicken), 3707 nucleotides. It is a transcript of the gene PITPNA, whose product is annotated as phosphatidylinositol transfer protein alpha. The transcript is spliced from 11 exons. Gene Ontology annotation, molecular function: phosphatidylinositol transfer activity; phosphatidylcholine binding; phosphatidylcholine intramembrane carrier activity. Lineage: Eukaryota; Metazoa; Chordata; Aves; Galliformes; Phasianidae. Gene Ontology annotation, biological process: phospholipid transport. Gene Ontology annotation, cellular component: cytoplasm. Bases 108 to 923 code for a protein of 271 amino acids. The record is from RefSeq and is a predicted model, not a curated record.